Messenger RNA from Saccharomyces eubayanus, 717 nucleotides. RefSeq names its product riboflavin synthase (gene RIB5). Bases 1 to 717 code for a protein of 238 amino acids. The transcript has a single exon. Gene Ontology annotation, molecular function: riboflavin synthase activity. Gene Ontology annotation, biological process: riboflavin biosynthetic process. NCBI's taxonomy places the organism in Eukaryota, Fungi, Ascomycota, Saccharomycetes, Saccharomycetales, Saccharomycetaceae. The record is from RefSeq and is a predicted model, not a curated record.
AUGUUCACUGGUAUUGUGGAAUGCAUGGGAACCGUUUUGAAGAAUAAUCCGUACGAUGACACUGAAAGUGGAGGGCAGGGUGUCUCUAUAACCAUCGGUGAUGCUGGAGAUAUUCUUUCUGAUUGUCACAUAGGCGACUCGAUAGCCAUAAAUGGGAUAUGUCUCACUGCCACUGAGUUUGACACUGAGUCAUUUAAAGUCGGAAUAUCACCGGAAACAAUAAAGAGAACCAAUGUGGCUUCGUGGACCCAGGGAGCCAAAGUCAACUUGGAAAGAGCAGUGUCUCAAGACGUGAGGUUUGGUGGCCAUUACGUACAAGGCCAUGUAGACACCGUCGCCAAAAUCGUCUCAAGAAAACCUGAAGGCAAUUCCAUAAUAUUUGGAUUCCAGUUGAGGGACCAAGAAUAUUUCAAAUACAUAGUGGAAAAAGGGUUUAUUUGUAUAGAUGGGACUUCCCUGACUGUAACCCACGUCGACGACCUUUCAAAUGGCGGUGCCUUUUAUAUCAGUAUGAUUAAGCACACUCAAGACAAUGUUAUCAUGCCUUUGAAGAAAAUAGGUGACGAGGUAAACAUUGAAGUUGACCUAACGGGGAAGAUUAUCGAGAAACAAAUAAUUUUGACUUUAGAAAAUCAAAUUUCAAAGCAAGAUAGUACUCUGAACACUAUGAUUACAAAAAUCAUUGAGGAUAAGGUUAAAACCUAUUUAGAUAAAUAG